UUCCUAGUGGAUAUUGAAACUUCUUGCACCGGAACUCAUUACAAUCAAGCUCGCACAACCCACAGCCUUUACGAUCACUUCAAUCACUAACUCUAUAAGCGUGUCAACUCAGGUCAAAAGUAAUCUUGAAUACCUCUCUAGCUAAAUGGCACUAGGUGCAAUCCCAGUCACCACAGCUCAGAUUGUUGCACUCUUCGUAGAGUGUAUACUCUAUGGCAUUUAUCUCGUUACUCUGGCUCAGUGUCUUCAAGGGCUAUUAUGGUCUGAACCAGACCAUGCGAUCAAAAACGAGAUAAAUUGGCCUUUGCUUGCGCUUACAGUCCUACUUUGUAUUCUUGCUACUGCUGACGUUGCCUUUGGCCUAAGGCACAACCUUGUGGCUUUUGUCUAUUAUACGGACCAGGUGGAGCAUUACUGGGUCAACAUCAUGAAGACUGUAGAUUAUGCCAUGCAAACUUUGAUCGGUGGCGCGAUAAUGAUAUACCGCUGCUAUAUUGUAUACAAUAAAAACUGGAAGAUCGUUGUUCCAUCUUUUGUAUUCUGGCUCGGCAGUUUAUCCACUGGAAUCGUAGUAAUUAUUACUUUCUCAAAGUUGGACACCAGUGCUCUCCCGAAGAUUAGCCAGACGAAGCCAUCUGUGGAUAUUUUUCUCAGUACCACACUUGCCAUAAAUAUUGUAACUACUGAACCUUUUUCAGUGCUGAUAGCAUAUCGCACAUGGUCAGUCGACAAUGAAAGGACAGAAACAAGCGACCUUCCUACUCAUCGAGUUUCAAGCCUGAGACAAGUCGUCAUUAUAUUUGUCGAAUCCGCCGCUUUAUACACCAUCUCUGCCUUCGUCUUUGUAUCCACCUACGCAGCCAACAAAAACUCCCAGUAUGUGAUUUCGUGUGGGAUAGUACCAAUCAUCGGAAUCUCAUUCAAUCUUAUUAUUGUUCGUGUCAGCGCAUGUCAAUCAUUCGAAGGGACAAUCCAUGGUAGUAAUUCUCUAACAAGCGUGCAUCCUGGAAGGAGACGUCCUUUCACGAACUUGGCUUUCAUGAACAUGAAAAGCUUCGGUACUAACACUCAAACCCAAGACCGGAUUUAUUCCCCAAAAGGACCCCCUCUUGAGGUUAAUGUGUUGCGGGAAGUUGAUUAUACCAGAGAUCAUGAUAUGGGGCAUGUUAAUGACCAUCCAAAUCAUGUUAAUUCAAAACGUGGUGGUGGGGAUGUUACUUGAUGUACGACACCGAUGAAACAGUUGGAGAAGCGCCUGAAGUUUUAAUUAUUAGACAGACUCCAUUUUCCGCUUAUAAUAUUUAUGGACUUGGAAAGCUUGGAUGAUUAUAAGCAGUGCACAGUAUUUGUCUU
Messenger RNA from Serpula lacrymans var. lacrymans S7.9, 1353 nucleotides. RefSeq lists its product as uncharacterized. Bases 146 to 1222 code for a protein of 358 amino acids. The record is from RefSeq and is a predicted model, not a curated record. The transcript is spliced from 7 exons. Lineage: Eukaryota; Fungi; Basidiomycota; Agaricomycetes; Boletales; Serpulaceae.